Molecule: messenger RNA, 1671 nt
Organism: Pararge aegeria (speckled wood butterfly)
Lineage: Eukaryota; Metazoa; Arthropoda; Insecta; Lepidoptera; Nymphalidae
Gene: Pdss2
Product: all trans-polyprenyl-diphosphate synthase PDSS2
Exons: 7
Coding region: 229-1497 (422 amino acids)
Biological process (GO): isoprenoid biosynthetic process; ubiquinone biosynthetic process
Cellular component (GO): transferase complex; mitochondrion
Molecular function (GO): prenyltransferase activity
Source: RefSeq, a predicted model, not a curated record
UUGACCGUUCGUAAUGUGGCGCGUACAUAAAACGAUUUACGAAAUAUCCAUUUACGUAAACGUUGCUUAAACUUGCAAGUUUCGCAAUAGGAUAUCUUAAACUUAGCUCUUUGCCAAUACGAACAUUAAUAUUUGGAUAAGGCUGCUGUAUGUGUGUUCAGAAAUUCUAAAAAAUAAUUGAUUCGAUUUUGAAAAUUUGUUUUCGGUCGUAUUGUUUUGUGUGCAAAAAUGAGUUUCAGUUGCUUACGAUGUGUUGUGCGUUACGAUUUAGUGAAAGUUUGUUCAUCGAGUGCGUUGGUUACGAAAUAUUUAGGAUCCUCGCGUGAAUUGAGCACGAGUAGCAAUCUUCGGGCUGUUGCUCAACAGAAUACCAAGCCGGAUUGGAACCGUGCUGUAAGCGAGGCCGAGAAGAUAGUCGGCUAUCCAACUUCUUUCCUGAGCCUGCGAUGGGUGUUGAGCGAUGAAAUUGCCAACGUUGCGUUGCAUUUGAGGAAACUCGUCGGCAGCAAUCAUCCUUUACUGAAAACAGCUAAGAACCUCAUAUACAAUGGCAAAAAUAAUAUGCAGGCAUGGGGACUCAUCGUGUUGCUGGUGUCGAAAGCAGCUGGCCACAGUCCAGAAAUACCUGACAUGGAGCAGGAUAAAGCAGCGGGAGUCCUGCACAGUCAACGCGCCUUAGCAGAAGUAACAGAGAUGAUACGCACAUCGCACCUCGUCCACAAGGGGCUGGUCAACAUGAACGCACGUCAAGUUGUCCCAAGCGAGUCGGACGACAUGCUGUUCGGAAACAAGAUCGCCCUGCUGAGUGGGGACUACCUACUCGCUAAUUCGUGUACGGAGCUCGCCAAUCUAAGGAACCAGGAGCUAGUCGAACUGAUGUCUUCAGCAGUGCGAGAUCUAGCUGAAGCAGAGUUCCUUGGAGAUAGAGACGAGCAAAAUAACCCGCUGCCUUCGCGGCCCCUGCCACACGACCAGAGAGAGGCAGCUACAGAGUGGGAUUGCGUUCUUUCUCCAUUACCCAUGGCGGGCGUUGCUGGCUGCGCUCGAAGAGAAUGGGUCGCUCGACAUGUUCUAGCUGCCGGAGCUCUACUUGGCAAGAGCUGUUCGGCUGCUUUGAAGCUUGCUGGACACAAGCCCGCACUCCAAACACAGGGUUACCUCUUCGGUUGUCACUUAGCGUUAGCGUGGCAAGCUUUCUUAGAUUUAGAAGCGUUCACUGGCCCUGAACCUGACAGCUUUUCUCUUGUAGGAGCGCCCCUGGCUUUUACUUUAGAAGCAAGGCCUACACUAUAUUCAUAUAUUGAGGCUGGCAAGAAAAGCGUACGAGAUGUUGACUAUCAUGAGCUCUACAAGGCGGUGGUGGAAGGAAACGGCAUCGAGCAAACUAAACAAUUGCAGAGAGAGCACAUCAACAGCGCACGCGAAGUCCUUGACUCCUUCCCGUACUGUGACGCUCGUACUGCUCUCACUAACAUCAUUGUAGCUAUGAUACCUUAGUACUCUCUUGUAAGUAAUCAGUCCAUGAAACACACAUACAUUUCUUCGGCUUAAAAAAACAGUUACCUUUCGUAAUAAAUUAUCCGAAUUAUCGUAGCCACGAUAUCCUAGUACUAAUGUUCAUCUUAUUAGUUUGGAAAAGCUUUUUUUAUUGUUUAAUAUCGCUAAAUCGCG